Messenger RNA from Bacidia gigantensis, 2100 nucleotides. RefSeq lists its product as uncharacterized. The record is from RefSeq and is a predicted model, not a curated record. Bases 1 to 2100 code for a protein of 699 amino acids. Gene Ontology annotation, biological process: carbohydrate metabolic process. The transcript is spliced from 3 exons. NCBI's taxonomy places the organism in Eukaryota, Fungi, Ascomycota, Lecanoromycetes, Lecanorales, Ramalinaceae.
AUGGCUUCCGAUUGUGGUCCGCAACAAGCUUCAGAUAGCUUUCAUCUGGUCAACCGGCUUGACGCGAGCCGUAGCCCAUUGGACGGGUGUCACGUCAUGGAGCGCGAGUCCUUCGAGUCUCCCGACGUUGCUGCUCUCCUGAAUGAGCAUUUCAUCCCUAUCAAGGUGGAUCGAGAAGAACGGCCCGAUAUUGAUGCCGUGUAUAUGCAAUAUGUCCAGGCUACUACAGGUUCCGGAGGCUGGCCUCUGAAUGUCUUCCUGACUCCAGAUCUAGAGCCUGUAUUUGGCGGUACAUAUUUUCCGGGUCCUAGCGAAUCAUCUCAUGGGUCCGCACUUGCAGAUCAUGUUGGCUUUUUGGACAUUCUCAAAAAGCUGAGGACCGUGUGGGCGGAGCAAGAAGGAAAAUGCAGGGAUAGCGCAAAGGAUAUCAUCUCGCAGCUAAGAAAAUUUGCCGAAGAGGGUGUCCACGGUGAGAAGAUGAGCCAAAGGGAAGGUGAAGCGCUGGAGAUUGAGUUGUUAGAAGAGGCUUGUUCGCAUUUUGCAACACGAUUCGACAAGGUCAAUGGCGGUUUCUCAUCUGCCCCCAAGUUUCCCACGCCAGUGAAUUUGAGCUUCCUACUACAUUUAGGGCAAUGGCGCGAGUCCGUGAAGCACGUCGUGGGCGAAGAGGACUGCGAUGGUGCUAAGCACAUGGUCCUUCAUACCUUGAGAUGCAUGGCCAGAGGUGGUAUACGGGAUCAAAUUGGCUAUGGUUUCGCCCGAUAUUCGGUUACCAAGGAUUGGGGACUUCCACAUUUCGAAAAAAUGCUCUAUGAUCAAUCCCAACUGCUCAAUGUCUACCUUGAUGCAUUCCUUAUUAACCGUGACCCAGAAAUGCUCGGCGCCGUGUAUGACAUAUCUACUUAUCUGACCACGGCCCCCUUAGCAGCGUCUACUGGCGGGUUCUUCUCGGCAGAGGAUGCAGAUUCCUAUCCUACUAGGACUGCUGCGAACAAACGGGAGGGGGCUUAUUACGUCUGGACUUUAAAAGAGCUUAGGACCUUAUUUGACUCUCAUGUCAGCGACAUUCUGGCAGGUUUCUAUGGCGUCAACGAGGAAGGCAAUGUCUCGCGAGCUCAUGACCCCCAUCAGGAACUUGUUGGACAGAACGUGCUCAAAAUUAGUAACACCCCUUCGGCUUUAGCCGCCGAAUUCGAUAAACCGGAGUCCGACAUAAUAGCUGCUCUCAAGUCUGGACGUCAGAAGAUUCGCGAGCAUCGAGACGCUCAUCGCCCACGACCUGCUCUCGACGACAAGAUUGUCGUCGCAUGGAAUGGGUUAGCUAUAGGUGCACUAGCCCGCACCUCUGCUGCAUUGCGCUCCAUAGACACAAAGAAGGCAGAUGUUUGUCUGAAGUCUGCAGUUUCCGCAGCUGAGUUUAUCAAACGCGAGCUUUUUGACCGUGAGACACGAACUUUAUACCGUAUCUACCGCUCAGGUCGCGGUGACACAAAGGGACUGUGUGACGAUUAUGCCUUCCUCAUCCACGGUCUCAUCGACCUAUAUGAAGCAACUUUCGAUGACAGCCAUCUUCAAUUUGCGGACGAUUUGCAAAAAAUUCAGCUUGAGAAGUUCCGCGAUGUUGAAGGGGGAGGUGGAUUCUUCACCACCCCGUCACCACACCCUCCGGAUCUCUUGCUGAGGCUAAAGAACGGAAUGGAUUCUGCGGAGCCGAGCUCGAACAGCGUAAGCGCAAAUAACCUGUGGAGACUGAGUAGCAUGCUUGAUGAUGAAGAUUACGCUAAAGUGUCUCGGGAGACUGUCAUGGCCUUUGAGGCUGAGAUAGAACAAUUUCCGCAUACGUUCGCAGGCAUGCUUGGGUCUGUUGUGAUGGGUCGACUCGGGGUAAAGGGCGUUGUACUAAGCGGACAGGUACAAGAGGGGGUGAUAAAGAAACUGAGGGAAAGCGUAAGGCCUGGUACUACUGUCGUCGCUAUCGGAAACGGACUCGGCGAAUGGCUUAGAAAGAGGAACGCACUGCUCAGUGCUAUUGAUGCAGAAACCCCGAAUAUAACGGUUUGUGAAGGCCGCGUUUGCCGACAAGGCUCCGAAUUUUUAUGA